AUGGUACAGGACAAAGGUUUCUAUGCAUGGAGCGAGAAGAGCAUUGAAGAUGAAGACAUCUCCCAAGAGAGUCACACAACGCUGCUUGAGCAGCGCUUGCCAAAAAAACAGCUCCUGACAGAGUGGCUUCGACCAGCGUGGCUGCUUGGUCCGAUUGCAUUGGCAGUCUGCAUCUACGGACCAAAGGUCACGCACGCAUCCUUGCUGUUCACAGUUUUUGUAGCCGUUGCCCUGCCCGGAAAGCGAAGUCUUUCUUAUACUAGACUGGGACUGACAGAUGCUCAUCCUUAUCUUUGGCAUGGACACCUUGCUAGAAACUUUCGGUGGCACUUGCAACGAUGGCGACUCUACGUGAAGUGGACGGCUGAUCGUGUCGAUCAAGAUUUGCACUGUGCUUGGCGCAGUAUGCUCCCAUUGUCACCUAGACAAGCCCUCGCCCGAGCCGUCCGGGGAGAAAGCCGCAGCCUGCUCGGCUACCACACCGCAGCAUCUGCCGGCUUCCUGCUUCCACCGGAGGUGGUUGCAUGUAGCCAUCUCCCUGAGCCCGGCCUUCGAGCUCACACAGUCCGCCUUCUCAAAGAACAGUGGGAAAGCGAAGCCCGACAGCUGGCACCUAUCCCGGAACUGAGUGAAAGAAGCCAGAAGGGUACUUGGAGGAGCCUUGCAUGCAUCGCGCUAGGGGUCUGGGAAUGA
Symbiodinium pilosum is the source of this 693-nucleotide messenger RNA. The record is from the annotation of a GenBank genome assembly. Lineage: Eukaryota; Dinophyceae; Suessiales; Symbiodiniaceae.